This is a messenger RNA of Hyaena hyaena (striped hyena), 2496 nucleotides long. It is a transcript of the gene RAD52, whose product is annotated as RAD52 homolog, DNA repair protein. The transcript has 12 exons. Gene Ontology annotation, biological process: double-strand break repair via homologous recombination; DNA recombinase assembly; mitotic recombination. Gene Ontology annotation, cellular component: nucleus. The record is from RefSeq and is a predicted model, not a curated record. Bases 595 to 1827 code for a protein of 410 amino acids. NCBI's taxonomy places the organism in Eukaryota, Metazoa, Chordata, Mammalia, Carnivora, Hyaenidae.
GAACUCACGGACUGUGAGGUCAUGAUCUGAGCUGAAGUUGGACACUUAACUAAGCUACCCAGAUGCCCCUGUACUCCUUUGUUUUUAACAAACAAGUGGACAGGUGUUCAUUUGAGACAUUGUGAACAUCCCCAACAACUUUUUAGUAUCUAGUGAUUUUUGCUGAAUAUAAUUAUUAUCACCUCAUUAUAAUAUAAAUUUAUGAGGUUGAUCUUAUGAAUAUUCCCCUUUACAGAUGAGGAAAUUUGAGCACAGAGUUUGAGUAAUUGCCCAAUUUAAAUAACUUACUGAGUAGAGCUGGAUAUUGAACCACAUCUGAUUCUAAUGUUCAAAGCAUUAUUUAUAGCAGGGGUUGGCACACUAUGGCCUGUGGACCAAAUCUUCCACCUCUUUUUGUAAUAAAGUUUUAUUAGGACACAACCAUGACCGUUUGUUUACAUAUUAUCUAUAGCUGCUUUCACACUAAAAUGCCAAGGUUGUAUAGUUGUGACAGACCACAUAGCCUGCAAGUCCUAAAAUAUUUAACUCUGUGGCACUUUACAGAAAAAAUUUGCUGAUCUCUGCUUUAUAGAGUAGAGGUCCCCCAGAGUCAACAUGGCCGGGACUGAGGAGGCGAUUCUCGGAGGCUGUGGCAGCCAUCUUUCUGCUGGUGGCGACUCGGUGUUAUGCUUUGGACAGUGUCAGUACACAGCAGAAGAGUAUCAGGCCAUCCAGAAAGCUCUGAGGCAGAGGCUGGGUCCGGAAUAUAUCAGCAGCCGAAUGGCUGGAGGAGGCCAAAGGGUCUGUUACAUUGAGGGCCACAGGGUGAUUAAUCUGGCCAAUGAGAUGUUUGGUUACAAUGGCUGGGCGCACUCCAUCACACAGCAGAAUGUGGAUUUUGUUGACCUUAACAAUGGCAAGUUCUACGUGGGAGUCUGUGCAUUUGUGAGAGUCCAGUUGAAGGACGGCUCCUAUCACGAAGAUGUGGGCUAUGGGGUCAGUGAGGGCCUCAAGUCAAAAGCCUUGUCUCUGGAGAAGGCAAGGAAGGAAGCGGUGACAGAUGGCCUGAAGCGGGCGCUGAGAAGUUUUGGGAAUGCGCUUGGAAAUUGUAUUCUGGACAAAGACUAUCUGAGGUCACUAAAUAAGCUUCCGCGCCAGUUGCCUAUUGAAGUGGAUUUAACUAAAGCAAAGAGACAAGACUUUGAACCAUCUGUGGAACAAGCGAGAUACAGCAGCUGCCGGCAGAAUAGGACCCUGGGGCCCCCAAAACCACAGGAGGUGACCUCCCCUUGCAAACCAAGCCGCUCGGAUGACCCCCACGUUGUGGUCCAGGAAGACAAGCCCGGCAGCUCCCGAAGUCUGGCCCCAGCCACGGAGAGCGAGGCCACGUACCAGCGGAAGCUCCGGCAGAAACAGCUGCAGCAGCAGUUCCGGGAGCAAAUGGAGAAGCAGCAGGGGCAACGCUCUGCCCCAUCAGUGGAGAAGAAUCAGGCGGCACCACCAGCACUUCCUGUGAAGCACAGCACUCCCGUAACUGCUGUUUCUACACCAGUCACGGAGGACUUCCUCACAGACAGCCUUGGAAUGUGGGACGUGGGUCCAGACGCAGGGGACAGUGACGUGAAGCUCUCGUCUAGGCCAGACCCACCCCAGACCUCUGCCACACCAGUCCUGAAGAACCAGGUGGUGACCUGGGACGGGACCCCACAGGACCUCUGCCGCCAGGAUCCACAAGCAAAAUCCGGACCCUGGCGCCUCCCGACCCACGGCAGCCACCAAGACCUCACAGGAAACUGUGAUUUCUAUAAGAACCAAGACUUGAAGAAAAGGAAAUUGGAUCCAUCCUGAGGAUCAGGUCCCACCAUUGGACUUUGUGACAAAACGGACUUACAGAAACUACUUUUUGGUCAGAACAUUAUUCGCCAUUCCUAGGGAAUGAGCUGUAUUUCCAAGGAUUUACCUUGCUUCGUUUUGAACUGUACCUGAGGAUGAGUGUGGGCGCGUACCACAGACAGUGCGGAGCAGUGAGAAAGUAAAGCAGCACUUUAAGAAAGCUGGUCACACGCUGCAGCGGGGAGGCUCGAAGAUUAAACACCUUCUCUUUGGCUCUUGAGGCUCGUCACUGUUUAUUCUUGAGCUCCUAUGUUAAAACAAAUGGACGUUUUGGGAGCCCUCAGUGGCUACCUGCCUGCAAGCAAUAUAAGCCACCCUACGGAGCCCGGACUUCACCUUCAUGCCUGUAUGAGGUUCUCGCUCCUGUCUGUCUGCUUUAAGCUUGAGGGCCCCGUGUUUCUGUUGUCCACACCACACCGCGCAUCCUGCUAAGAACAAAGGCUAGUGGGCUUUCGCUACUUUGCAUCCAUCCAGCCUGCCAUCUUCAUCUAUGAUAGUCUCUCGUUUAUAGGUUUAUGAAGUCACUGUCCUGUGGUUUUUUUCCUUAUCAAGGGAAUGAUCUAGGGCCAAAGAAAAGGCAUUUUUAAGGAAGCAAAAUAAAGUCUUUGUAACAAAAAACUUUAA